Molecule: messenger RNA, 381 nt
Organism: Pelobates cultripes (western spadefoot toad)
Lineage: Eukaryota; Metazoa; Chordata; Amphibia; Anura; Pelobatidae
Source: the annotation of a GenBank genome assembly
AUGUCUGCAAGCUGGUGGAGGGACACAACUGUAACCACUGAGAAUCUGGUGGAAUUGCAGAAAGAGGCAAUUGACGAGCAGAUCUCAUUCGAGGAAGAGGAAAUAAGUGAGAAACAGCUCUCUUCCAUGAAACUCGAGGAGGCAUGCCAAAUGUGGGUAAACCUACAGACUUUUUUACAGCAGCACCACCCAGAUAAGGCUCUAGCCCAAAGACUUGUCAACAGUUUUGACACCGACAUGUCCCCUUUCCGAGGGAUGCUUAAAAGGCACCAGGGGAAGCAGACAAUGGAAUGGUUCCUACAAAAACCACCUAGACAUGAAGAAGAACCUGCUUGUGUUAGUGAUGCCCAGUUGCCCUACACCUCCUCUUCUUCCAAUUAG